Messenger RNA from Agrilus planipennis (emerald ash borer), 390 nucleotides. RefSeq names its product protein kish (gene ksh). The annotation marks the transcript as partial. Gene Ontology annotation, biological process: intracellular transport; protein secretion. The transcript is spliced from 3 exons. The record is from RefSeq and is a predicted model, not a curated record. NCBI's taxonomy places the organism in Eukaryota, Metazoa, Arthropoda, Insecta, Coleoptera, Buprestidae.
GGGUUCUUAACCUAGAAAAAAAUUGCCGUACAUAACCUCAUUUUUUCUUAACUCACUUCCUAUUUUUCAGUUAAUUUUGCAAAAUGAACUUUUAAAAACAUUUUCAUCUAUAAAACGAGACAGUGUAACAGCAAAGGAUCUACGAUAAGAUUAAAGCAUAGUUAGAAAUUAGUCAUUCCAGCUAUGUCUGCGAUAUUCAACUUCCAGAGCCUUUUAACAGUUAUUUUAUUGUUAAUAUGCACGUGUGCUUAUUUACGAUCCCUAUUUCCUUCAAUAAUGGACCGUAACAAGAAAGGAAUCAUGGGGACAUUUUGGAAAUGUGCAAGAAUAGGUGAAAGAAAAUCCCCCUGGAUAGCUGCCUCCUGCCUUAUAAUGGCAUUUUCUAUAUUA